Molecule: messenger RNA, 835 nt
Organism: Metopolophium dirhodum (rose-grain aphid)
Lineage: Eukaryota; Metazoa; Arthropoda; Insecta; Hemiptera; Aphididae
Exons: 4
Coding region: 135-686 (183 amino acids)
Source: RefSeq, a predicted model, not a curated record
GGAGUGUCGCACUAUCGCAGUGGUCGUAUUGCCAGCUUCACGUUUAUUGGACGCAGCUGCACCGAAGUUAUCACAUCUCACGAGUUGUUGUUUAGUCGUAUAUUUUAUUGUCUAUUUCCGUUGCACCUACGAAUAUGUCUAACGCCGGCGUGCCCGACAGUGUCAAGUGUCUGGACGGAGUCGACUACGAAGUCGUAAAACACAACGCCCAUUUCGAAUGGGUAACUGAAUACGAGAAUACCAUUAAACGAUUGUCUUCGGAAGUGUUUGACACCCUGGGGGUGCAGAACGAGGGACGCACGCUGGACGUCGCCGUUAAGGGUCUUGACGGGUUCCAAGGAGACCUGAAAUCGUUAAUGGACGCUCUGGUGAAACAGGUCACCGACAAAUCCGGCGUGGACGACCGGGCCAAAUCCUUCGCCGGCGAAUGGGCUGACGCCGCCAAGUACCACGCCGACCUCAAGUACCAUCACGCGGGCGGCGGUCCGAGCGCCAAGAAAGUGCGCUGGGGCUUUGAGUGCGCCAUCAAGUACAUAAUCGUGUGCGCCACCCAUCUGGCGGACGAGGGCGACGCGGACUUCAAAAAGGAAGUUUCCGGCUACGUGAAAGACGUCAUCAUUCAAAGCCUCAUCGAUCGUCUGAACGGCGUAAAGAGCGAACUGGAAGCUCUCCAAAAAGCCUCGUAGACACAACGACGACGUUAUGCGCCGUGACGAGAACUUCUAUACAUACUUAUUCUAAUAUUAUACAAGACAAACAUCAACAUCAAUUAUCAAUUUAAACCUGUGUUUAUUAAUAUUUAUUUUAUAAUAUAAAGCAUACAAGUUUUUUAAUA